Molecule: messenger RNA, 4466 nt
Organism: Plectropomus leopardus (leopard coralgrouper)
Lineage: Eukaryota; Metazoa; Chordata; Actinopteri; Perciformes; Serranidae
Source: RefSeq, a predicted model, not a curated record
CGCCUACAAAUUGGACUAAAUGCGGCUUUUGUUACUUACCUGACUUAGUUUGUUUGCCUUAUGUGUCAGUGAAGAAAAUAUCCUUAAACCCAGAGGUUCUUCCCGUAACUUUAUUAAUACGUGAGUAACGGACAUUCUCGUGUAACGUUAACGUUAAAUUAGCGAACGUUACUCUGAAAUGUAACAGCUGAAGUCGACUCAACGCCAACCUCCUCGGUCAGCUGGUUGUUUUCUGAAGAAAGGAGACGGUAAAGAUGUGAAGCCCAGAAGCUCCGAGUCAUAAAGAGCUGCUGUUUACUUAACCUACAGAGUGAACUCAGCCUGGUGGCAAGACAGCAGUGGCUCUUGGUUCUCUCAACUCCAAACUUCAAACAACAGAUUUUGCUGAAAGGUGUUUGUCACAAGACCAACUCCACGUGCAUGCAUAAUGACCAAUUGGAUGGCAGUAGACUCCAUCCACGACGUUCCUCUCAUCAUAUGAACAACAUCUGUCAUGGCUCGGACCACUGCCUAGUGACAAAGAAGACAACCACUGCUGUCUUUAGAGGUUCGGGCCUCGAUAUUAAGGCCAUCAACAAAAGUCACCACACCGAUAUGAUCUCACUGACAGAGCUGAUCGUGAGGCGAGGCCAGCCCUUUGAAAUAUGCCUCUCUCUGAGGCAUCCUUUUGACCCAGAACUUCAGCCACUCAUUUUCUGUGCAAAGACAGUGAGAUGUCCAAGUGAGGAAAAGGGGACGGCAUCGACCUUCAGUAUCCAAGAUUCUGUGAAGCCCUCGCAAUUUGCAAAGGCGGUGUGGAAGGUAGGUCUUCAUAAGGAUUGCUCCCAGCCGGACAUACACCUGAAGCUGGACAUCACCCCCCCAGCUGAUGCCCCUAUAGGAAAGUACACCUUGACUGUGAGCCUCGGGAAUGAGAAAAUGUUACUGGCAAACCUGGUUAUCCUCUUCAACCCCUGGUGUCCCGAUGACUCAGUGUAUCUGGAGAAGCCGGAAGAGAGAGACGAGUAUGUGUUGAAUGAUACGGGAAUCAUUUACGCAGGCAGUAAUGACAACAUUUGCAAAAAAUUCUGGGACUUUGGACAGUUUGAGGAUGGCAUGGUGCAAAUUUGUUUGAAGAUACUGGACUGCAGCCUGCAACACAGGAAGGAUCCAAGUGAGGAUGCUGGCUCUCGCUCAGACCCAGGCUACGUUGGCCGCGUAGUAAGCGCCAUGGUAAACAAUAACGAUGACAGUGGUGUCAUUGUUGGAAAUUGGAAUGGAAAUUAUUGUGGUGGACGCAGCCCCACUUCCUGGGAUGGCAGUUACCGCAUCCUUAGACAGUGGUUUAACACUUACUGCACCCCGGUCAAGUAUGGGCAAUGCUGGGUGUAUGCUGGUGUCAUGUGCUCAGUGAUGCGCCUGCUGGGUAUCCCCACCCGCGUGGUCACCAAUUUCCAGUCAGCCCACGAUACUGACGGGAAUUUGACAAUAGACACAUACCACUACAAAGGCAGGAGAAUACCAACCAAAGACAGCAUUUGGAACUUCCAUGUGUGGGUGGAGUCAUUUAUGAAGCGCCCAGACCUUGGCGAAGAAGGCAGAUACGAUGGCUGGCAAGCUCUGGAUGCAACACCUCAGGAAAAGAGCAAGGGUGUUUUCUGCUGCGGUCCAGCCUCGGUCAAAGCCAUCCAGGCUAAAAGGACAGACCUCAAAUAUGACAUGCCUUUUGUCUACGCUGAGGUCAAUGCCGAUGUUGUUGACUGGCUGAUCAUAGGAGACAAAAAGGUGAGGAUGCACACUGACAAAGAGAAAGUCGGAAAGAAGAUCUCCACCAAAGCUGUUGGCUCCCGUGAGCGGUUGGACAUCACACACAACUACAAACCAGCAAUUACAGGAGCAGUCGCUACCAGCGCCACACUUAGAAGUCGCUCCGGAGAUGCUAUAAAUGUUCGCACAGGGUCGAGCAACGUUAUGAUGAUAACUGAGUCAGCAGAGAUGAUGAAGGAUAUCAAAAUUGAGAAGGCAGAGGAGGCAGGCAAGGAUGAGAAGACAGAGGAGAACGUUGUCGCUGGAAAGAUGGACGGCAGCAGGACGGUGGAGCUACCACCAGUGUCCAUGCAGUUUUCUAUGGUGAAAGAACCAAUAAAUGGUGAAGACGUGACCUUGAACCUGGUGCUGCAAUGCAGUGUUGUCAGACAGGUGACCAUCGACAUCAGCGUCUACGCCCGGAGGUACAAUGGCUCAGCAUCUCUGGACAUCCAGGGAGAGGAGACGGAGACGACACUUAACCCUGGGAAAGCUCUGUCCAUCCCUAUUGUGAUCCCGUUCUCGGCCUACUGUAAGCACAUGUUGCAGCAUGAUAGCAUGAGCAUUGAAGCCAUAGUUGAGGACAAAGAGAAUCCAGAUGAUGUGUACCUGGCUGAAUAUAGCAUUGUGCUGCUUGAGCCUACCAUCACCAUCACGGUUCUCAACAAGGCCAAAAUGAACGAGACGGCAACAGGGGAAUUUGUUUUCAUGAACCCGAUCAACACUUCACUAACGAAGUGCAGCCUGACUCUCUCUGGAUCUGGCCUGCUCAGAGAUGAGCUUGAAAUCAAGUUGCCAGAUUUAAAGAAAAACUGCAGAAUUCGUGCCACGUUUUCUUUUGUUCCCUACAAGUGUGGUCAGAAGACUAUUGUGGCCUCCUUCAACUGCUCCUCCUUUAGAGACAUCAAGUCCAACUGCAUGUUACAGGUUGAGCCGUAAAUUCUUAGUAUCACUGAGUAAGAGUCAAAUAUGUUAACUCAGAAACAUAAUCAAAUUUAAAACUCUUUUGGAAAAUUAAAAUUGUUUUCUAUUUCUGUGGGUUCAGGGAAUAGAUUGUACAAAAGAAGCGGAUGUAGCCACCGUUACUUCUUCCAUUCAUUUGUGGACUGCAAAGCCUUGAGCGUGGUAUUUUGGCUGUCAACAUCUAGUUGUUUUUUUUUUUUUUGGUUUCUUUGUUUUUUUCUGUUUGUUUUUUUGAGUCAGAAGUGGCCAUAUUUGGACAAGAGGAUGGAGCUGUCUUACACAUUGUCAUAAUGCAUUGCUGAGCCUCCAUCCUUAUCGUCAGGUUAAUGGUAACAACUCGUCAGUCAAAAGCAGCAACACCCUUAAGCUUGCUGUACCUUUAUCUCGCGUUAUAUUGAAGACUUGGAAAAUUGUGAUUAGGACUGAAUUGAGAUUGAAUUUGGAAAAUGUUUACUAAGUCUACAAAUCAAGUGAAAAGUAGGCUCAUUUUCUCAUAGACUUACAAAUCUCCCUCGCUGGCCAUUACAAAGAAUGUAGGUUCAAGCUGCUUCCUCAUUGACUUCACUUUUCAGAUCCCAGAGGCUACAUCCACUUCUUUCACACAGUCUGUGGUGCAGGGUAUAAAAACAGGUUGUUAUACAGUUAACAGCCGUGGAUGUUUGUCAAAACAAAACAUGUUUUCUGGCUGCAUUUUAUCAUGGUAACUUUCUGCAAUUGCUACUCGUAUUAUUCCUUGUGUGGUGUUCAAUAUUUGGGUAAAAUGGGGUCUGUGGAAAGAAGCCAUUAAGUGAUGAGUUGGACCAUGUCUUAAAACUCCAUAAAAAUACCUGGCAGUGAUAAAAAGCAGAGGACCAAAGUCAUGAAUGUUUUCCCUUUGAAGAAGACAAAGAAAGAGGUCUUACUUCUACUGUUUCCUGGUGCCCAGGAAUAGUCUACAGGCCUGUGUCCCUGCUUCAAUUUUGACCUACUCUACUUACUGUAGUUGUGUGUGCACAAUUUUCCUGUGCAGUGAGGGAUUAUUUCCAACAUUUUAGGUGCACUGACUUUCAGUUUGACCUCUGAAUAAAGGUCAAAUCUGGAUAAAAACCGGUUUGUUUUCAACCUGUGUGACUGCCCCUCUACGGUAUGUUGCCCUGUUGGACUUUCCUGUAGUGAUGUUGCUUUGUUUCCACAUCAGCAAUUGCCUACUUGAGUACAGUGAUACUUGAUCCAAUGGAAGUGUUGCAGAAAAGAUGAGAAAACAACACCCACAUUGCUAUAAAGCUGUCCUUCAAAUCCUGUUGGUGUGGCCUACACUGGAAACUGAAGGGGGGGUUUUAAAGUGGAGCUGUAUGAGAUACAUGUAUAGUCAGUGUGUUGCAUACAAUAGCUGGCAGUCGGCACACACCUGGUGUGCCGACCAGAAGAAAGCAGCUAAACUUGAUGCAACAACAGGCAGCAGAGGAAAACACACAAUUGUUGUUUCCAUUUGUAAGUGAUGAUCAGGGUUCAAUGUAACUUACAUCGUCUUAAGUCUUAGCUGCAUCUAAAAACAAAGAAAACAAAUCUAAUUCUUUAAACAUGCUUGGUCUUGCUCUUUGGGGAAAGUAAACAGGGGUUAAAAUUUCUCAUUUGGGCCUAAAAAGUAACAGGUCAAAUGUAAGGUGGAGUGUAUCUUUAUUUGUAUGGGGUGUAUGGGUUUAUUGAGUAUGUUAUGCACAAAUAAAAGGUUGAUUGGA